AUGGGCCCAGGCCAUGACGGCAGUGAUCAGCCAGUCGUCAUCUUCUGUGUGGGUGGAGGUCAUCAAGGUUGCUCUGGUUUCGCCACCCUCCUCACCCAUGCGGUGAGGGCCUCCCCGUCAGGCGACCUAGACCAUGCUUUGUUUCUGGUUCACAACGACGCGGGACGCGUGGAUGAGAGGGGGGCGUGA
This is a messenger RNA of Pyricularia pennisetigena, 189 nucleotides long. RefSeq lists its product as uncharacterized. Lineage: Eukaryota; Fungi; Ascomycota; Sordariomycetes; Magnaporthales; Pyriculariaceae. The record is from RefSeq and is a predicted model, not a curated record. The transcript has a single exon. Bases 1 to 189 code for a protein of 62 amino acids.